Trypanosoma rangeli is the source of this 1428-nucleotide messenger RNA. RefSeq lists its product as uncharacterized. The record is from RefSeq and is a predicted model, not a curated record. The transcript has a single exon. The coding region runs from base 1 to 1428 and encodes 475 amino acids. Lineage: Eukaryota; Euglenozoa; Kinetoplastea; Trypanosomatida; Trypanosomatidae.
AUGGUUGAGGAGGAGUUAACUCUUUUUCGUGCGAAGUUGCCAGGCCUGUAUACGAGUGGCGCUACGGGGCCAGGGGUUGGACCGGGGUCUUAUAACAUCGCAUAUACUUCUUCCAAGCCCAUUCAUGGCGAGGCUCCGUUUGGCAUUACAAGCGAUAGGUUUGCUUCGCAUCGUGGUGCCCCGACGCCUGGUGUUGGGACCUAUGAUGUGACUUUUAAUGAGGCCGGGACUGGGGACAUUACUAUGGUUCCAUUUGCUUCUUCAGUGGCUCGUUUUUAUGCACCCCGCGCCGAUGAAGUUCCUGGCCCAGGGGCAUAUCCUCACGAUGGUAAUAGGUGGGGUAAAAAUGGGCGUGCUCAUACCAUUGGGACAUUUCGUUUUAAGGGCACUGAGGAUGCGUUUUUUCUGGGUCCAGGCUCAUAUAACCCAAAUUAUGAUUCGGGUCGUCGCGCACAUCCACGUGCGGCUAAUUUUGGCGGUUAUAGUGGCCGUGGCGAUCCUCAGUUUAGCGAUGUACCAGGACCUGGACAUUAUGACAUUGCAGCUUCUGCAAAGUCUAUUUACGAUAAUAAACCCAGUUCAAUGUUUGCAACAAAAACUGUGCGUUCAGUCUUUGGAGGCAAGGCGGGGACUCCAGGGCCUGGGACUUAUGAUUUGCCUUCGUAUUUUCAAUCCUUAGAACAAUAUCGUGAUGCAAACCCUGAAACUUUUUUUGCUUUUGGUUCCUCAGCGCUUCGUUAUGGCCCCUAUGAGCCUACAGAUUUACCGGGUCCAGGUACUUACACAGGAGAAAUUGCACCGCGUCGUCCAAAGACGCUGCCAAAAACGAAGGGAACAUCUUCGUUUGCCUCCGAAACAAACCGAAACAGGCUACCUUGUGGAACGAACCUCGGUCCUGGGGCGUAUGAGCUCAGUAAACCUAUUAACGUGCGGAAACAUCAAUUGGCUUCUGUGCCUUUUCGCUCCCGUUUGUCAAGAUUUCCUUCACCAAAACGCACGGAAGCAGGAGAAAUUGUUGAACCAUAUCGUACUCUUGUACGUGUACCACGCCGUAUUCAUCCUGCUAGAUUUUUGGGUGAUACCGUCGUCACCGCACCAAAAAUGGGUUCAAGAUCCGUUGUUCCAGAUCGUGUUUAUGAUGUCAAGAAUGAUUGGACGAAACCUACUUGUACAAGUGGCUCGUAUUUGGGUACUGCCCCUCGUUUUGAGAAAAAAGCCUUGAAUGAUUUUCCUGGUCCGGGCCAGUAUGAUGUUUUAAAAAAAGAUUUGUCGAAUGGGGCAAAAUCGUUAAAUGGCACAUGGGGAACUGAUGGAAGGUUUAAGUCCGGCAAUGGAGGUGGCGAUCCUGGCCCAGGACACUAUCGCUCUGACAGCACCUUCUACAAAAAGAGCUUUAACUGUACCAUUGGUUUUACAGAGGAGAUGUAA